Callithrix jacchus (white-tufted-ear marmoset) is the source of this 430-nucleotide messenger RNA. Lineage: Eukaryota; Metazoa; Chordata; Mammalia; Primates; Cebidae. The record is from RefSeq and is a predicted model, not a curated record.
CGCCCACACUGGACCCGGAGCUGCCAUGCCUGCAUGCUCCAAGUGUGACAAGGAGGUGUACUUCUCUGAGAGGGUGACCUCUCUGGCGAAGGACUGGCAUCAGCCCUGCCUGAAGUGUGAGAAACGUGGGAAGGCGCUGACCUCCGGGGACCACGCUGAGCACGACAGCAAACCCUGCUACAACCAUCGCUGCUACACGGCCAUAUUUGGGCCUAAAGGCUGUGGGCAGGGUGAAGCUGAGAGCCACACUUUCAAGUAAACCGGGUGGCGGAGACCCCAUCCUUGGCUGCUCACUGGGCCACUCACUAGCCAGCAAAUGCCAGGCCUCAUCCCCAGAUGACCAGGGCUCCCUUGUAGCCCUUAAGACCCUCAAUAAACCCAAACACUUGGGGGGAAAAAAAAGGCUCAAUAUUUUACAAUAAAAAUGAAA